AUGUCUGGCUGUUCAGACGAUCUCAUUGCAUUCACGGACCCAGAAAACGUGCGUGUGGACUCCCCAAAAUCAAGUGUUCUUGCAGAGUUCGAUCCCCUUUUUGAUUUUAAAGGAAAGGAUGAAGCAUUUUCCAAAACUCUACGCCAACCACUCAGACGAACCUUCCAGCGGGAGCGAUCCUCCGAAUCCAGUCAGUCCGUGGAUCAAUGUUAUCAGCCAUGUAGCAAUAGACUUGGUGGAAUAUUUGACAAAGAUGCGAUUUGGGGCGAGUUAGAGGAGUUUGCGUUGUCUGAGAAAGCAGUCAAUAAAGUCGCACUUCCACAUUCCUCCACCUCACCCAAUCUCACGACUACUCAAUCAACCUUAAAUUCCGAGGUGAAGCAAACGUCUCGAGACUCUCUCCCCCUUCCUGCUAAUGUCGCCGUUGAUCUAAGUCUCCUGAACUUCGCUAAAGCUGUUGAAAAGUGA
Molecule: messenger RNA, 468 nt
Organism: Hydatigera taeniaeformis
Lineage: Eukaryota; Metazoa; Platyhelminthes; Cestoda; Cyclophyllidea; Taeniidae
Source: the annotation of a GenBank genome assembly